UAGACCUUAAAAUGCAUUUAUUUAUUUGCAACCUUCCGCCUCCACUUUAGAAAUCCCUAAACGCCCUGAGAGCUUCUUCUUGCUCCUAUACCUGCCGCCUCUUCUAGCUGUCGUCGGCGUCGGCAUCGGCAUCGGCGUCUCCUGUUUUCGUUGCAUUGCUUUCUACGGUUCACUGUCUUCUCCUGCUUCAUAUUGCACUUCAUUCGCAGUUUCGUUACGGUAGAUCGCGAAAUUGGAGGGUACAUAUCGAAUAAGCAGCACUGUUCCUUGCUGAUUUUCUGCUGUGGGAUUUGAGUUCGGUUCGUUAGAGGAGUCGCUUUCAGUGAUGGCCUUGCUGGAGAGCUGUAACAGUGUCUACUUGAAACGUUCCCAUUUUCCAGUUUACCGCUCCAAUAUCCUCUAUAGCAACAGAAGGAACUCAAACUGGAAGCCACCACAGGCUGCUGUUGUGCCCAAUGUCCACCUUCCAAUGCGAAGCUUUGAGAUGAAAAAUAGGACAUCAGUUGAGGACAUAAAGUGUUUGAGAUUGAUAACUGCCAUUAAAACUCCUUACCUGCCUGAUGGCCGAUUUGACCUUGAAGCAUAUGAUGACUUGGUGAAUAUGCAGAUUGAAAAUGGGGUCGAAGGUAUUAUUGUUGGUGGAACAACUGGUGAAGGUCAAUUAAUGAGCUGGGAUGAACACAUAAUGCUUAUUGGGCACACAGUCAACUGCUUUGGUGGAAAAAUUAGAGUUAUUGGUAACACUGGAAGCAACUCCACCAGGGAAGCAAUUCAUGCCUCUGAGCAGGGUUUUGCCGUUGGAAUGCAUGCUGCCCUUCAUAUAAAUCCUUAUUAUGGUAAAACAUCUGUUGCUGGUAUGAUUUCUCACUUCAGUACUGUGCUUUCCAUGGGGCCCACCAUCAUAUAUAAUGUGCCUUCACGAACCGGUCAAGACAUUCCUCCAUCUGUAAUUCAAACCUUGGCAAUACAAAGUGUAAACCUUGCAGGUAUCAAGGAGUGUGUAGGAAAUGACCGGGUCAAACUUUACACUGGAAAUAAAAUUGUUGUGUGGAGCGGGAACGAUGAUGAAUGUCAUGAUGCUAGAUGGGACUUUGGGGCUACUGGAGUUAUAUCUGUUGCAAGCAACCUAAUUCCUGGCUUAAUGCACGAACUCAUGUUUGGUGGUAAGAAUCCGACUCUGACUGCAAAGGUCAUGCCUUUGAUCCGCUGGCUAUUUAAUGAACCGAAUCCCAUUGCUUUGAACACUGCUCUUGCUCAACUUGGAGUUGUCAGGCCUGUGUUUAGGCUACCGUAUGUUCCUCUCCCUUUGGAGGAAAGGCAAGCAUUUGUCAGAUUGGUGAAUCAAAUUGGCCGAGAGCAUUUCAUUGGCGAUAAGCUUGAGGUUCUCAAUGACGAUGACUUUAUUUUGGUUGGUCGAUAUUAAUUUAGGCUGCUGUCUAGACUUGUUGCUAGUGUGGAAUGGAAUUUUGUAUCCUACUUAGAGACUUUAGGGUUUUCCAAAGUUCAUGACCAGAUGAUCAUUAUGUACACCUUAGAUUUGCGCAUCUUACUUUCUUGCAGUAUAAAUGACGAGACCUUAUGGAGUAUGCAGUAUGCUGCACAGACAGAAAUAGGGACUCAAGGGGGGUUGGGUGGAUCCCACUCACGAGUUCAUCCCUCACAUGUCGCUGAUACUGUGUGCAGUAGAGGGACACCACUAAUAUUUCUUUGAAACACUGUUGAGCCUUGUUUGUAGAUGCUCUGCCAGAGAACCGAAUCCACCUGCCCAAAUCAAAUCAAAGAUCAGAUUAGAUAGUUAGGACGUGGAAAUCGAAGUGAUUUUUUGGGAGAAUCACUGAGGUUCCUCAAUCCUCAUUUAAACACCACAAGGUCCAUUGAAUUAGUUGUCAAUUUCUUUUGUUAAAUUGUCAAUGGACCUUGUGGUGUUUAAAUGUGUUGUGUGAGACUUCUUUCGUCAUUUUCCUUUUCUUCGGCCUUGAACUUCAUUUCAACUUGAGUAUUUGUUAGGUUCAAACUAAUUUGGAUCAAGCAGGCAGGGCUCUUUGCCCUUUCGGAUGGCAAGCUAUGAAAGUGAAAUUUUUAUAUGGAAUAAAGCUCUUUUAGUUUCUU
Messenger RNA from Prosopis cineraria, 2109 nucleotides. Its product is annotated as 4-hydroxy-tetrahydrodipicolinate synthase, chloroplastic. Gene Ontology annotation, molecular function: 4-hydroxy-tetrahydrodipicolinate synthase activity. NCBI's taxonomy places the organism in Eukaryota, Viridiplantae, Streptophyta, Magnoliopsida, Fabales, Fabaceae. The transcript is spliced from 4 exons. Bases 326 to 1423 code for a protein of 365 amino acids. The record is from RefSeq and is a predicted model, not a curated record.